CUCGCUGUUUCGUUCCAUCUUGUGAAGCGGCGAACCAGUGAGGCAGCACCGGGGUAUAGUGUUGACAGUAGGCCUACAAGGAGUUAUUCACCUUUUGCCUUUUUUGUGACAGUCUGCAACGAGAGUAUACGCCGAGGCUGUUCAGGCACUCUGCCUGCAGACCAAGCGAGGUUCAUAAACCUUGGACUCAUGGAGAAGAAACGUUAAGGAGUUUGCUCAUGAGAACAUUCAUUUGACAAGUGGAAGCAGAACGCCAACCUACAGCUGAGAAAUAUCCAUAUCUGCAUUUUGAGAAAUCUCGCGAGAGUGGUGGCGUGGCUGGCUGGCUGUGGGGUUGCAGUAGACAGAGGGAGAAGGCAGGCAGCAUCAUGGCGGACAGAGACAGUGGAAGUGAGCAGGGAGGAGCAGCCACGGGCCCGGGCGUCGGUUCCAUGCACCCAGUGACAGGAGGGGCGGGCUCGGCUUCCGGGCUGCAGCACGAGACGCAAGAGCUAGCGUCGAAACGGGUUGACAUUCAAAACAAACGUUUCUACCUGGACGUAAAGCAGAACGCAAAAGGCCGCUUCUUAAAGAUAGCCGAAGUCGGGGCCGGGGGAAACAAGAGCCGCCUCACUCUCUCCAUGUCAGUGGCAGUCGAGUUCCGAGACUACUUAGGGGACUUCAUCGAACAUUAUGCUCAAUUAGGUCCUAGCAAUCCUGACAUCGCACAGGAUGAGCCGAGGCGAGCACUUAAAAGCGAAUUCUUGGUCAGGGAGAAUCGGAAGUACUACAUGGAUCUGAAAGAGAACCAGAGAGGCCGGUUUCUGAGGAUUCGACAGACCGUGAACCGGGGGCCCGGUUUGGGAUCCACGCAAGGCCAGACGAUUGCUCUGCCAGCCCAGGGACUUAUUGAGUUUCGUGACGCUUUAGCUAAACUCAUUGACGACUACGGAGUAGAUGACGAACCUGCGGAGUUGCCCGAGGGGACCUCCUUGACAGUGGACAACAAACGCUUUUUCUUCGACGUGGGCUCCAAUAAAUACGGAGUUUUCAUGAGGGUAAGCGAGGUAAAGCCAACAUACCGCAACUCUAUCACGGUGCCCUACAAAGUGUGGUCCAAAUUUGGGAAUACGUUCUGUAAAUACGCGGAGGAAAUGAAGAAGAUCCAGGAGAAACAGCGGGAGAAAAGGGCAUGUGAGAUGCAGCAACCAGAGGAGAUGCAUGCUGAUGAUGCAGACGAGGAUUGAUAUAUAGAGCAAAAACAUGCAAAAGUAAUCAAAAUAACAAAAAGAGAAAUUAUAAUAAAAAACUUUACUGUAAAAAGAAAGAAAUCUAAAGAUUUAACUGUAACUGUUUAACUCCAAGGGAGCACCACCCACAAAAAAUAAACCUACACAAACUGACAGUUAUGACAUGUUGUCACCCAUCGCUGGAUGUUACCCACUUAUCCACCAUUAAUACAGUAAGCGGCUGCUAAACAAAGUAAUAACAUUAUAUAUGAACCGUGUUUCCUACUUGAUGACAGAUGAUAAAGAACUGUGUGUUUAUUUCCCUUAUUAACCAAGAACUUUUGUACACGUUAAAGCUAUUAUAAAAAGUGUUUGCAAUGUUCAAAUGGAAUUAUUGCCGAGUUAUGAGAAUCAAGUCCUUUUCAUGUGAGCUAAUGACUUCAGCACAAAUCAGAUAUUUUUGUUUUUUUAAACCAAAAUUUGAAACCUUUUUGAGAGGUUUUCAUAGUGUACUUGCCACCCUAUUUACCUUGACCUGUGAGUAGAGAUGUGUUUACACAUAAAUCCUAUGUAUGAGGGCUAGGCCUGCAUUGGAAUUUUGUUUAGAUGUGUCAUGCGGUCUGAAAGGUACAUAGGCAAUGUCAUGCAAGAAAAUAAGUGCUCGCUCUCUCUUGUGCAAUAUGCAUUGCAUCAAACUCGAACAUAUUGAACUGAUCAAUGGAACUCGACAUGAAUACCUUCAAAAGGAAUAUUACUGUUGUAACUUUUGUUUCAAUUGAAAUUGUGGUCAUGCAGAUUGGUAUACUAUAGACUACCUUAGUGUCUUGUUGUCAUGCAAUGUGUUUUUAAAAAAAGGUACCUGUCUUAGAGUAAGGACGUGCAGUGAUAACAUGCAGCAAAUGACACAAGUGCUCGAGAACAGCCUAUUUGUACUAUAAAGCACUCAACUCUGCUAGCACCAUGUAGCUCCUUGGUGUCAUGGUCUUUUGAGUGCUGAGAAGAAGAAAAAAAGUAAAGCAUGGUGUUGUGAAUCUGAUCUGUACAAUACGUCAACAUCAGCACUUAUGGACCAGUUGUUUUCUGUUGGGGAUUUUGACACACGAAAGACCAGAAAAUAUCCGUCAACCAAUAGGAUGCCACAGUGCAGAUGAGUGAUUUUGCUGCAUGUUUACCUGUACAAAGCCAGAUUAAGGUUGGUUUUCUGACAUUGUGGCUCAAGGACCUCUCCAAGCUGGUUUUCAGCCCUGCCAAUAUUCCAUCGUUCAUUAGCUUGGACGCUGGUCUGGAUAUAUCUCAUAGUUUUAUCAACUGUGUCAGUUGUUUCCAAAGAAGCUGGCAACAAUCAGAUCAUGUCAAAUUUACCUUAAUGCUCAGUGUAAAGAUGACGCGGCAGAUUGAGCGGAGUGAAAUGCAGGCCUGACUGUCCUUGAGCCCCCCUGGUUGGAGACGCUGGUGUAAAUGACACCCGAACGGGAGCGUCCUCUUCAGUAAACAAACAACCUGGUGCCUUACACACUCCACAUGCUUACACGCUGGCCCGGUGCUUUGGAUGGCAGUUUGGUUUAUCCGGCCCAACCUUUUCCCACACCCCCAUUGCCGUUACUCAUGUGUUCGUGUUCCCCUUCUCCCUGUAUUCCACAGCACAACUGAUGGUGCUAAAGGGUGUUAAGAACCCUAAAGUUAAAGAAAAAGGGCAGAUUACUAUGCUUUCUCUGCUACCUUCGCCAGCCCCCACCCACACACAUUCCCAUGCCAUCCAGGUAUCGGCCGACAUGUAAACAUGCACAGGGGGUGGUCACCUAGAAGACGAUGCGGAGGAACCUGCUCUCCACCAGUGAGGUGGAGUUGGAGAGCAGGGGCUGACCGGAGACAUCCCUGUGGACUGGAUAGAGAACGCUUGUUGGAUUCCCCGCCCCGCCCCUCCCGUGAUGUUCUCUGUGCGUAGUUCUAUGGCUUGGGCAGUAAUGUGUAAUUUGUAAGUUGCUAAAGACCUCAAUUAGGGGGGAGUAAUAAGCAUGUCUUUUUUUUUUUUU
Esox lucius (northern pike) is the source of this 3241-nucleotide messenger RNA. It is a transcript of the gene puraa, whose product is annotated as purine-rich element binding protein Aa. NCBI's taxonomy places the organism in Eukaryota, Metazoa, Chordata, Actinopteri, Esociformes, Esocidae. Gene Ontology annotation, biological process: regulation of transcription by RNA polymerase II. Gene Ontology annotation, molecular function: purine-rich negative regulatory element binding; RNA polymerase II transcription regulatory region sequence-specific DNA binding; DNA-binding transcription factor activity, RNA polymerase II-specific. Gene Ontology annotation, cellular component: nucleus. The coding region runs from base 369 to 1226 and encodes 285 amino acids. The record is from RefSeq and is a predicted model, not a curated record. The transcript has 3 exons.